Closterium sp. NIES-65 is the source of this 372-nucleotide messenger RNA. Lineage: Eukaryota; Viridiplantae; Streptophyta; Zygnematophyceae; Desmidiales; Closteriaceae. The record is from the annotation of a GenBank genome assembly.
AUGGAGGUGCCACCGUCUGUGGAGAUCACCGACGGGCAGCGCCUUGAGACUGAGCAGCUGCAGGACGAGAGCAGUAUGGAUGGAGUACAGCAGAGUGGGGGGCAGGAGAUAGGGGAGCAGCAGACAGGGGAGCAGCAGAUUGGGGAGCAGCAGACAGGGGAGCAGCAGAUUGGGGAGCAGCAGACAGGGGAGCCGCAGACAGGGGAGCAGGAGAUGUGGGGAAUUAGAGACGGUGGUCGUGUGUUGGUUUCUGGGACGACCACUGCACCAUUGCGUCGCUCCACUCGCAUCACUUGUGGUGUCCCGCCUGGCCUUGCUGUAGUAUGGCAGGGGAGUGUUAGAGGGCCCUACGACAGCAAGGGCCCUCGAUGA